GUGCGCUUAAAAGGGACAGGAUGGAUGGAUGCAGUGCCUAUGUGAUGAUCAAUGCGCCACCGCAAUGAAAAAGAAGCUCGCAUUUUUUGUCCUGGCUUUCACAGCCGUCACCAUACUGGCUGCCCGAAAGGGAGGACAUAAAGCGGCAGGGGCGAAAAAUGGGAUUGAUAAAAGAAGUAGGAAAAAUAUGAUUGUUAAAUGCUGUGGGCAAACAUCGUGCACAAAAAUCAAUGCAACAAGGAGAAUGACGAUGGUGAAAAAUUCAUCGAAAAUCUUGAGUCCAAGCAACACCAUGGCAUUGUCGACAAAUUCAUUGGAUAACAAUGGAGAAGACCAGUUUUUACCAACAGACACAACAAUGGAAAAUUUAGAAGUGUCUAUGGUUGCAACUGAUGAACUCAUUAAUACAGAAACAACAAGCACUGUGGAUACCUCAACCACAACAAGUGCUGCUACUGAACUUUCUACUCCCAGUUCUUCCUCAUCAACUGUUACUCCUACUGCUCUCCUUUUAACGACAUCUACCAAUUCAAUAUAUGCCACUUCAACAUUUACCUCUUCAACAUCAACCAGUUCAGCAUCUACUACUUCAACUUCUACUUCCUCAACAACUACCUCUACUACUUCUACUACUACUACUUCUUCUACUUCUUCUACUACUUCUACUACUACGACAACAACCACAAAACCACCCACGAAAGAGGAGUUGAUUCUCGGAACGUGCGAUACCUCAUUUAAGCAGGACAAAAAUUUGCUCAACACCGGUGGAACUUUAAAAGAACCGGAAAAAUAUGGAUUUUGGGUGCAGUCGUGUGGUCAACAAUUUCUCUUUGGAAAAUCUCUGAGCACUUGGAGAGAAAAUUUCAUAAAAUGCUAUCAAAUUGGAAUGGAGCCGCUGACUUUUGAGAAUUCGUCAAAGUUGGAAUGCUUUUCAACUCUGGUCUCCAAAUGGAAAUACAGUUCAAAUUACUGGACAUCGGGACUGAGGGUUAACAUAAGCGCGUUUUCUUGGUGCACUAAAAAUGGGUCUUUGGCUGUGGAUAGCACAAAACUACCUUGGGCACCAGGCCAACCACAAAAUUAUAACAACAGUGAAAACUGCCUCCAUUUGAAUGUGACAAAAGCGACGGCAACGUUUCAAUUUUCGGACAGGUCGUGCACCGACCUCCAAAUUUUCUCUUGCCAAGGACCACCAACUCCAGCUCCGUCUUGUUCAAGUCCCGUCUGCCCAAAUAUUACGUGCACCAAAAAUGCCACACUAUACACCACUCAGGGAAAUUCCCAAUAUUUGACAAAUCCAAAAUCAUUUGGGAAUUGGUUCACCUAUCAAGGUCGAUCAUAUCUUUUCAGCCCACCCAAUAAAACUGCAACCUUUGUAGAAGCUAUGCAAGUUUGUUGUCAAGUCGGAAUGACCUUGCUUAGUUUGGAGUACGAUUAUAAAUACAAGUCAAUCGUCGCUGCAAUAAAAGAAAACACGUCGUCUAGUGACUUUUUCUGGACCUCUGGUAGCGACCGAGGCUGCAAAGCGAAUUUCGGUUAUUGCACCGUGAAAAGGUUAUUAAGAGCAGAGGCAGUUUGGGCUCCUGGUCAACCAGAUGAUAGAGACGGAAACGAAAGCGGCGUUGUUGUUUUUAUUAAUUCCAGCAAUGCACAACUAUUUGAUUUUAAUGAAGAGUCCAAGUUCAGAUAUAUUUGCGAGGCCAGGGACACUUCAAGAGCAAAAUCUGGUGGCUCCGCUGUUAAAGACGAGUGUGCCUCUAUUUACAACGUCAGCCAAACCGAAAUUGACAGUCUGCUGAACAGUACAUUUAAGAAAGAUCUCAGGUUGAAGUGCUUCAUUAAAUGUUUGGGCGAAAACUCUGGCUUGAUGGUGAAUGGAAAGUUUUUAGAAAACGAGGUGUUAGCGAUUUUAGAAAAAUUCGCUGGCGGAAAUCUGGAUGAGUUGCAAAAGAACAUGGGAAUCGUGGACGAGUGUGGAAACUCCUCAAAUGGCAUGGACGAAUGUGACAAAGCUGCACAAAUGAUCAAAUGCAGCAGUGAGAAGGCGCCUGACGUGCUAAACGGCAUUAUUACAGCCAUGGACCAAGCAAUGCCAAUUGAAAAAUCUCCGUUGGAACCUGGAGCAUAUUGCUAUCAACCAACUUGCCAGGUCAAUUCUACACUUGCUGCAGAAGUGGCUAGUUGCAAUGGAAACUGCACAACCAGCACUGGAUACGUACGGACUCUAUGUGGCAAAAGAUAUUACCACCAUAUUUUAGAGUACAAUCAAACGGGUGCAUAUAUAACAUGCUGCAUAUUUGGAUUGAAACUAGUAUCAAUUGAGACUACUGAAGAAUUCAUGUGCAUCACAAGCUUAAGCACCCCAAAUUCUGCAAGGUGGACGUGGAUCGCAUUGAGCAGAAUCAACGGCACAAAACCCCGAUGGUGCACAUCAAACGCGGAAUUUAAUUUUGCAAACUAUCCUUAUGUCACAGAAAGGCCUGAUACAUUUCUUGAUGCUUAUGUCAUAGCUCCAGACCAAAAGGUUCUUAGCAUCACUCAACAGUUGGUUGCACAACACCCUCUGUGCGAAUUUCCCUAGUAAUUUUCAGGUCAAAUUUAUUUGUCUAAAUUUUUAUUGGCAUUAGAAAAAGUAUGUGAGUGGGUGGGCAGUCAGUUGUAAUGAAAAAAUUUGAAGCAGAA
Molecule: messenger RNA, 2682 nt
Organism: Neocloeon triangulifer
Lineage: Eukaryota; Metazoa; Arthropoda; Insecta; Ephemeroptera; Baetidae
Exons: 23
Coding region: 29-2581 (850 amino acids)
Molecular function (GO): odorant binding
Source: RefSeq, a predicted model, not a curated record